Exophiala spinifera is the source of this 1503-nucleotide messenger RNA. RefSeq lists its product as uncharacterized. Gene Ontology annotation, cellular component: cytoplasm. The transcript has 2 exons. Bases 1 to 1503 code for a protein of 500 amino acids. Gene Ontology annotation, molecular function: oxidoreductase activity. Lineage: Eukaryota; Fungi; Ascomycota; Eurotiomycetes; Chaetothyriales; Herpotrichiellaceae. The record is from RefSeq and is a predicted model, not a curated record.
AUGCCUUCAUCAUCGGCAUACACCCAACCACCUCAUAUUCAGCGACUUCUGCAGAAAAUCCAGCGGGAUCCUGGUCUGCCUGUCGACAAUGCAACCACUCCAUUCUGGUUGGAACCAGUAGUUCCGCAUGCUCACCACCAGUCGCCCGCUCUAGCCAAGACUGCGGACGUCGUGAUCUUGGGCUCCGGUAUCACAGGCAUAAGCACGGCGUUACACCUGUCGCGUAUCGCGCCCGACCUCAAAAUUGUGAUCCUCGAAGCCAGGGAUCUGACGUCUGGUGCCACGGGCCGGAACGGAGGCCACAUCAAAGCCGUCCCCUGGAAGGACUACGGCGACAUCAAGAGGGCGUUAGGUCGGGAGAGCGCCAUCAAGAUCUCUCGUUUUCGACUGUCUCAUCUCCCGGCUCUGCUGAGCGAGGCGGCUGCAUUGGGAGAGGCUGGCAAGGCAGGCUUGGUGCGACAAGUGGAGACACUCAUAGCUUGCUAUGACCGUGACGUAUGGAUUCAGGACAAGAAGAAGCUUAAAGAGUUUCUCGAUGACAUGCCUGAGGAACAGGGACAGUGGGUCGUGCACGAAGACCCCUCGGACCUGAAGAACUUAGGAUUGGCAGAGACAUGUGUUGGCUGCAUCUCAGGGCGCGCAGGAGCCGCCUGGCCAUAUCGGUUCCUCGGGGCCGUUACAGCAGGGCUUUUGCAGAAGGAGGCUAUCAGCCUGGAGACGCACACGCCCGCCCUUUCGAUCAGUGAACAGCCGGGAUCUCGGUACCCGUACUCCGUGCAGACGGCGAGAGGACAAAUCCAGACCAAGCAUGUCGUUCACUGCACCAACGGCUUUGUCGCUCACCUGAUGCCCGGCCUGAGAGGCAAAGUCUGCCCGCUCCGCGGUCAAAUGACCGUACAGUCUGUACCGGACGACUUCCCCCGAUACGGCGCCAAAUAUUCGUGGAGCGCGAUCUGGGACCGGGGGUUCGACUACAUCUGUCAGUCGCCUGCUGCGGAUGGGAGUCUCUACUUUGGCGGAGGCGCCUUCCACUCCGGUCUCGAGAACGACCAGGAAAUCGGCAACCCGGACGACAGCCAGCUCUCGCCGCAAUGUUUGAACCAUCUCGCCACCGCCGCAGGGAAGGCCUUUAUCGGCGGCACGGGUGUUCGGAUCGCCAAAAAGUGGACGGGGAUCAUGGGCUUCACCAUGGACGGCUUACCCAUCGUAGGCCGAGCGCCGAGACAGGUCUCGACGAGAGAUGAAUGCCGUCUUGACCAGGGCGGCGAGUGGAUUGCUGCCGGGUUCAACGGAUACGGUAUGGUCCACAGCUGGCUCAGUGGGAAGGCGUUGGCACACAUGAUCCUGGGUCGAGACUCUGAAGUCCGUGACUGGUUCCCACUCCAGGAGUUUGCUUGCAGUGAAGGUCGGUUGGGUAAGAUGAGCGCCACAGAUUUUCUGGGCCACUACGGAGGUGAUGUCACACCUCAAGACAGUGCCGCACCGUUGUCCAGCAAGUUAUAG